Messenger RNA from Acaulospora morrowiae, 1983 nucleotides. The record is from the annotation of a GenBank genome assembly. Lineage: Eukaryota; Fungi; Glomeromycota; Glomeromycetes; Diversisporales; Acaulosporaceae.
AUGUCCUCGGAUUCAUCCUCCACGAAUUUGCGGGUGAUUAAAAAUGAAACGAUGUGUGUAUGCGAUUUUAGGAUAAACUACAAAGGUUGCGACGAAGAAUCAAUACUACAAUUAUCACAUCUGGUGUUGAUUCCCUACACGGUCAUCAUCAUGUUGAUUUCCCUGGGAUUGAUGUGGCACAGGAUAGUCGUGAGAGGUGAACCAUUUUUCUUAAACCCCACCCGAGAACGAGGAAUACUCAGACCAAAACCACAAGAAGUCUUUCACAUCGCCGCCAUCGUAUUUAAUUUCUUUCAGCUAAUUCACAUGAUACUCGUGCUCACCAACUCAUAUCCGAAUACCGUUUCAGCGGAGAUCGGACAGGAUUUAUCGCGCGAAUUUGGCACGGGGCUAGCAUUGAUCUAUCCAAUUAGCAUGUUUUACUCGACACCCAACUGUAGCUCGACAACAGAAUCGAUGUCGGAAGGUGGCCCACAAAUUAGCAAAUCAUUCAAUAAAUAUCUGGUUGAUGUAACAGGAUUCUUCGUCUUGAUCGCUCCUGUUGCCACGAUGCUUCCUUUGGCCUACCUCACUGGCCACUACGCUGACCGCGAGUCAGCCUAUGCGCUGCAACUGUCCAACAUCCACUCAUUCGUUUGGAUAGUAUGGGUGAUAAUAUUUUUGGGAUCGGCAAUAUUUUUUUGGUAUAAGCUGAUGGUCGUCAUAUGGGAUGAGAUCAAUGAACUAAAAAGAAAAGGAGAAAGCGAUGGAUCGGAUGUGCAACCCAGAAUCAUCACCUUGAGAAGGGCGGCCAGGAAUCUGUUCUUGGUUAAAAUCUCUUUGGCUAUCGUCGUGAUAAUUUUCGUCAUCAUAACACUUUCGUACACCAUAUAUCACAAGGAAAAAACGCUUUUUAACAAAAACAUCAAUGUUGGUUACAUGAUAAUUUGGGAUUUCACGAUACCAAUUAUAUUUAACAUAACCCAAUUCAUCUUUAUUUACAACAUCUUACGAUCAGAACCCGAACAAGACUCGGCGUUCAUGUUACAGGACUUAAAAUCUCACACCUCCGAUAACUCAAAGACCAAUCCCCGCUUCAUGGAAAAGCAGAAACAAAUUCUGGGUGCAUCGAAGGAGGGUCAAAUUGCCGUUUUUGAAUUUGAUGAGGAAUCGACGAUGUCGGUUGGUCCGAACAGUCCUAUCUCAUCAGAAAAGAGAAGAAUAAAUAAUCAACUGCAACGACCUUCUAUCGAAUUGCAACAUUCUCUCUACUCAAAUGCCAGUAGCGUAAGUCGAAGGGACAGUUACGUGAGCAACGACUCUUCCAGUGAUGGGACGAUUGACGUAAAUCAGGACAACGGGAAUGAUGGUUAUGAUGCCAUCAACGACGGCAGAAAUGCUGCGGAUGCUGAAGUAUAUUAUGACUCGAGAUUGACGAAUAGCCCGAGGUCAAAUUCAAGAUUUCAUUUAAGAGGUAGCAUGCAGACAUCCAUAUCCACGCUAUCUGAUCUAAGCCUUUCGCCAACCUCAUCAAUAUCCGAUGAAUUAGGGAUGGUCAUGUAUCCGUCAUUCUUAGCAUCGAGGGGUUUCGGCAGCACAAAUCACAUGAGGAGAUCAACUCUACAAUUGCACCAUCAUAAAAGCUAUGAAAGUUCGAUGGGAUUGAUCAUCGAGGAAACGUCGGAUAACAGAAAUGACAAUCAUGUUGUUGCUUCCUCUUCAGGCGAUAUGAGCCAUAAUAAUACUGCGGGCAAUAGCGUGAGUAACGCUGAGGGAGGUAGCAAGAGCAGUAAUACUUCCUCGGCGGUGAAUCCAGUUGCCUUGGCACUGGCAAAAGCAAAGUCCGAAGAGGAUCUGACAAAUAGUAAUGAAACAUACAAAGCUACAGGAUUAUACAAGCAAAGAGAAUCAGUUUCAAUGAUUGAUGUAAAUGAAAUGCAGGAUUGGUUGAAGAGGCCUGUCUCGACUAUCCACAGGAUAAAGACAAUUCAAAGAUUAAACCAA